GCCACGGGAGCCCGUUGUUUUUGAACGGUUAGCCGACCAACUGAUUUUCAUUUCUCACCAUCGCUGCUGAGAAUAAUAAGGAAAUGGUGCGUGCGUUAGCAAGUAGAAACCUUAAUCGACGCCCGACCCAGUCUCGUAAAUUAACAAGACAUUAUUAGACAAAUGUCUAAGAGGACGGCGGGGCGGCAGCGUUAGGACCAAGCUAAUGCUGUUGUCUAGCUGGCUCUACAUUGGGUCCACUCCCUGUCCUACAUAUGAUAUGAACUAUGCCACCACUUCAGUUCAAAUACCUCUCUCUCUCUCUUUGAUUCUGCUCUCCUGUUCAUUUGAUUGAUCUGGCUCCCGAUUCCCCACCCCCUCUCCAGUUUUUGUCCGAGGGAGAACAUUUUGAGAUCAAAUACCAAAAGACGAAAAGCCAAUCGGCUCAUCUUUCCCAGGCUUCUGGAAGUAAUAGCCAAGUACGUGAAGCAAGUCUUGAUAUGGAAGAGGAAGCAACAGCAAGGUCAGAAACCCCAGUCAUUAACCCUGUUGAGGCUGCCCAGAGCACUGCAGAUCCUAUUCAGGAGACAAAUGGGGACUUGCAACACAAGAAGAAGGUAGGCAAGGAAGAAGAGGAAGAAAUCACGUUGGAUGGGGAAUUCAUAAAAGUAGAGAAGGAACCAUUUGAUGCAACCCAUGCCGCUGAAAGAGCAUCUGGAGAGGAGGAUAGGCCAUCUGAUAUUGAAAGAAGCUUAAGCAGUUCAACAGCAAACAGAGAAUCCCUUGAAACUGAAGAGAGGAUAAAAAAACUUGAGCUUGAAUUGGAAAAAGUAGCUGGGGCUUUAAAACAUGCUGAAUCUGAGAAUACUCAACUAAAGGAAAAGGUGUCACUGACAAGGGAGAAGCUUGAGGAAAGUGAGAAGAAAUACAAGGAGCUGGAGCUCAAUGAUCAGAAGUUACAGCAGCAGAUUGUGGAAGCUGAUGGAAAGCACAAUUUGCAGCUCAGUGCUUUGCAAGAGGUAUUGCAAGAUCAAGAAACCAAGCACAAGGAGCUGAUCAACGUUAAAGAAGCAUUUGACAGCCUCAGCCUUGAGCUUGAGAUUUCAAGAAAGAAGACGCAGGAAUUAGAGCAAGAGCUACAAUCUUCUGUGGAAGCAGCACAAAAGUUUGAGGAGCUGCAUAAGCAAAGUGGUUCCCAUGCUGAGUCUGAGACCCAAAGAGCUUUGGAGCUUGAGAGACUGCUUGAACAAGCAAAACUAAGUGCAAAAGAAAUGGAAGAUCAGAUGGCUUCUGUACAAAGUGAGCUCAAGGGUCUUUAUGAGAACAUCACUGAAAAUCAGAAGGUUGAAGAAGCACUUACAAGAACUGCGGCAGAGCUAUCUGCAGUUCAAGAGGAGUUGCAGCUUUCAAAAUCACUAGUAGUGGACAUUGAGAAUAGGCUUUCUUCAAAGGAAGCUCUUAUAGAUGAUUUGACGAAGGAAUUGGAUAUGAAAAAGGCUUCAGAGUCUCAGGUUAAGCAAGAUAUAUCCGCUCUUCAGAAUCUCUUUACUUCAACAAAAGAGGAUCUACAAGCAAAAGUUUCUGAAGUGGAAGAAAUCAGGCAGGUGCUACAGGAGGAAAUGAACAAAAGGGAGUUGGUUGAAUCUGGCUUGAGAGCUGAGGAAGCACGGGUUUUGCUGGUAGAGGAGGAAUUGACCAAAGUAGCCAAAGAGAGAGAAGUUCUUGAAGCAUCUGUAGUGGAUCUCACUAGUAAUGCAGCCCAGAUGAAAGAGUUGUGCAGUGAUCUUGAGACAAAGUUGAAACUUUCGGAUGAGAAUUUCUGCAAAACAGACUCUUUUCUUUCCCAAGCUUUGGCAAACAAUGCAGAGUUGGAGAAGAAAUUGAAAUCUUUAGAAGGGAUCCACCUUGAAACAGGGGCUGCAGCAGCAAAUGCCACUCAAAAGAAUCUGGAGCUAGAAGGUAUAAUUCAAGCUUCAAAUGCAGCAGCAGAGGAAGCAAAAUCACAGCUCAGAGAUCUUGAGACUCGUUUUAUUGCAUCUGAACAAAAGAAUGUGGAGCUUGGGCAACAGAUAAAUCUCAUAGAAUUAAAAAGCAGUGAUGCUGAAAGGGAACGGGGAGAAUUAUCUGGGAUGUUGUCAGAACUCAAGGCUACAUUGAGCAUGGUUGAGGAAGAAAAGCAGAUGCUAAAUCGACAAACACAAGAGUAUGAAGGGAAGAUAACCCAGCUGGAAUCUGCUCUGAGCCAGUCAUCUUUGCAGAAUUCAGAGCUUGAGCUGGAGUUGAAGAGCAUUGCAGGGAAAUGUGCUGAACAUGAAGGCCAAGCGAAUAUGAACCAUCAACGAAGUCUUGAAUUAGAAGAUUUAAUUAAGCUGUCUCAUUCCAAAGUAGAGGAUUCUGGCAAGAAGGUGAAUGAAUUGGAGCUAUUAUUAGAGGCUGAGAAGUACAGAAUUCAGGAACUUGAAGAGCAGAUAAACACGAUGGAAAUAAAAUGUUCGAAUGCUGAAGCAGAAUCUCAGAAAUAUUCAGAUAAGGCAUUUGAGCUUGUGGCAGAACUUGAGGGGUUCCAAGAGAAAUCGAUGAGACUUGAACAUGCGCUGCAAAUGGCCAAUGAAAAGGAAAGGGAUUUGACAGAAUGCUUGAAUGUUACAACUAAUGAGAAGAAAAUGCUUGAAGAAGCAUCAAACAAUUCCAACAAGAAGCUUGCAGAAGCAGAAAAUCUACUUGAAUUCUUACAGAACGAAUUGGACACGAUGCAAAAAAAAUUGGAAAGAUUUGAAAAUGACCUCAAAGAUGCUGGAAUGAGAGAGAGAAAGAUAGCUGAGAAGCUUCAGUCUGCAGAAGAGCAGCUUGAGCAACAAGGGAGAGUAAUAGAGCAAGCUGCUGCAAGAAACUUGGAACUUGAAUCAUUGCAUGAAUCCAUAACAAGGGAGUCAGAGCUGAAACUUCAAGAAGCAAUUUCAAGCCUAACCAGUAGGGAUUCUGAGGCAAAAUCUUUGCAUGAGAAACGACAAAUUCUUGAAGAGCAAGUUAAGGCGUAUGAAGAGCUGAUUUCUCAAGCAGCUGAUAGAUCAUCAUCUCUCAAGCAAGAAGUAGAUCAGAGUUUGGCGAGAAUAGCUUCUCUGGAAGGCGCAAAUGAAGAACUCAAAAAGAGAAUUUCGGAAACAGGAGAUAGAGCUGCUCAGUCAUUCUCUGAGAAUGAGCUGUUGAUUGAGACAAAUAACCAGCUUAAAAGUAAGAUCCAUGAACUACAGGAAUUGCUGGAUUCUGCUAUUUUCGAAAAGGAUGCCACUGUUCAACAGCUUACUUCUCACCUCAACACCAUUACUGAAUUAAAGGAUCAGCAUUCCCGAGCCUCUGAACUUCAGUCUACAACUGAAACUCGUGUCAUAGAAGCAGAGAACCAGUUACAAGAAGCCAUUGAGAAAUUUACCAAAAGAGAUUCAGAAGCUAUAGAGCUGAAUGAGAAGCUUAUUGUACUUGAAGGGACAUUAAGAACGUAUAAGGAACAGGUUCAUGAAGCUUCCACAAUGGCUGAAGCUCAAAGAAUUGAGCUUGAAGAGACUCUGCAGAGAUUAAAGCAUGUGGAAGGCAUUGUUGAGGAAGCACAAACUAAGUCAAGCCAAUUUGAAAAAGAGAAUGAGGGGCUAGCUGAGGUGAAUUUGAAGCUAACUCAGGAUCUGGCUGUAUGUGAGUCCAAAAUAAAUGAUCUACAAGCAAAGUUGUCUGCUGCCCUUAAUGAGAAGGAUGAAACAAUUGAAGAGCUUCAUUUAUCGAAGAAAGCAAUAGAAGAUUUGACGCAGCAGCUUUCUUCAGAAGGGCUGAAACUACAAUCUCAGAUAUCUUCAGUUAUGGAAGACAAUAAACUACUCAAUCAAAAAUAUGAAGAUGCCAAGAAUGAACUUCAAACUGUAGUAAUCCAGCUUGAAGGACAGGUGAAAGAAAGGCAAUCAGAUAAAGCUGCCCUAAAAGCUGAGAUUGAAGAACUAAAAGCUGAGAUUGUUGAGAAGUCUGUAUUGCAAGCUCAUGUUAAGGAGCUUGAAGAACAGUUGGUGGUAGCAGAAGCUCGAAUGAAGGAAGAGGUUGAAAGCAUCAGGGCAGCUGCAAAUGGGAGAGAAGCUGAAUUAAGUACAAAAUUGGAUGAACAAGCGCAUAAGGUUCAUGACAGAGAUUUAUUACAUGAAAAAAUGUUACAACUUCAGAAAGAGUUAGAUCUUGCUCAGAGGGUGCUUGCUGAGCAGAAAAAUGCUGAUUCUCAUAAAGAGUUGGAACAAGAGGAUCCUGCAAAGCACUCCCAUGAGGAGUUUGAAGCAAUGAACAAGAAAAUUCUACUUCUAGAAGAGCAAGUUCGAGAGCUAGAGCAGAAGUUGCAGUUGGCUGAUGCUAAAUCAAAAGAAAAGGACAAUGGAGGCAGUCCUAUGGAAUUGAAGGAUGGUGUAGAGUUGAAAUCCAGGGACAUAGGAUUGACCAUUCCAAAGCCUUCAAAACCUUCCAAAAGGAGAAGUAAGAAACUGGAAUCAGAUGCUAAAAAACUGGAAUCAGAUGCUCAGACCUCACCGUCGACCAGGCCCAAUACCCAAACCUCAGAGUUGUCUCCUGCCAUGACCUUGAAGUUCGUCUUGGGAGUAGCCUUGGUGUCUGUGGUGAUUGGCAUUAUUCUUGGGAAACGAUAUUAGCAUGGUUUGUGGUUUGGAAUAUAUAUUUUGAUUGCGCACCCUCCUCCCCUUCCCCUUUAAUUUAUGCAUGGCAGAUUGAGAGUUUUCUUUGUAUGCUAUAUGGCUUAGGUUUUGAAGAUGGCCAACGAAUUUCAUUUUUGCCUUUUGUUUUUUGGUUCAUGUAUGCAACACCAUGCACAAUUGGUUCAUGCAUCAUUCAAGGUUGUAUUUAGUUUUAUUCAAUGAUUUUAUUGCAGAGUUUUAUGA
Molecule: messenger RNA, 4898 nt
Organism: Malania oleifera
Lineage: Eukaryota; Viridiplantae; Streptophyta; Magnoliopsida; Santalales; Ximeniaceae
Exons: 7
Coding region: 480-4652 (1390 amino acids)
Source: RefSeq, a predicted model, not a curated record